Messenger RNA from Suillus clintonianus, 849 nucleotides. Its product is annotated as cornichon. Gene Ontology annotation, cellular component: endoplasmic reticulum membrane; COPII-coated ER to Golgi transport vesicle. Gene Ontology annotation, biological process: endoplasmic reticulum to Golgi vesicle-mediated transport. The record is from RefSeq and is a predicted model, not a curated record. The transcript is spliced from 7 exons. NCBI's taxonomy places the organism in Eukaryota, Fungi, Basidiomycota, Agaricomycetes, Boletales, Suillaceae. Bases 233 to 646 code for a protein of 137 amino acids.
CUGUCGUGUACCCUGUGAGCGUGACGUGACUAUCAUGGUGUGACUUGCGUUUGAAGGGUAUGCGUAUGUUCCUGCCAGCAUUCGUUUCGCACAUUCCAUCAAGUAUCAGCGAACAUUGCCGGAAACACGCGUUCACUCCCACAGCCAACAAACCCACCGUCCUAUUUUUCAUUGCUUCAUUUCUUUGCUUUCUUCACUUUAACGUUCUCCAAGGACACUUUCUUCUGACAAAAUGGGUGGUGCUGGCUGGUUGUUCUUGUUCUCUGUCCUUAUGGCAGCUGGUUUACUCUUCACGAUGGUUUUCUUCAUCAUCAUGUUCUCGGACUUGGAGUGCGACUAUAUCAAUCCCAUAGAUCUUUGCAACAAACUCAACCAAUUCGUCCUACCAGAAAACAUCGCCCAUGCCUGCCUAACCCUCCUCUUCCUGCUCUCCGGUCAAUGGUUUGCAUUCCUCCUCAACCUGCCUCUCGUCCUGUACAAUGUCAACAAGAUACGCAACAAGAACCACAUGUAUGACGCCACAGAGAUCUUCAGAACUCUUUCAGGUCAUAAGAAGGAGAGCUUUAUGAAACUAGGCUUUUACCUCCUCUCCUUCUUCUACUAUCUCUAUAGGAUGAUCGUUGCUCUCAUCUCUGAGAGCGAAUGAUGAGGCAUGUGGUGUGGAGCUCGAUGACGAAUACGGUUUCCGACCAGAGCUGGACGGAUCUGCGGGACCAGUUUUGACGGGGCGAGCGGUUGCUGUCUUGUUUGGUUGGCUAUCACGAUCUACUUUCUUCACUAUCACUUAUUAUUCCGAGUUGAUGCUAUUCAAGCACCGCACGGCGCACACACGUGCAUUUCACCCGGCCU